AUGUUUGACUCGGAAAUAAUCCUACUGACAAAACCUCCCUCGACUCAAACUCCACUUGACACAUUGAAUCAAAUUUUCCAUAUUGUUUUAGAACAUUCAGCAGUAGGAUCGGGAAUGUCUGAUCAAUCCUCAUCAAGCGCUCAACCGUCAAUAACUCCUGGUCUCCAAAUUCGUGCCAUGAACAUCUCAGAUGACUCACUUCCUUUUCUUUGCAAUACGACUCUCGGAAUCGUCUCACUACCAGACUUCUCAACAUUUUCUCAUACGCUCAUUCAGACCAUCAAUAUCCAAUCUUCGUCUGAGAAGUUUUCUUGCAUAGAGGGAGAUGUAUCUAUCUUCAUCCACUGGGCAGGAGAAACCCCCGACAAAUACGCCUACCAAACGGCAUCUCGAUGCUGGAACAACAUCUCGUUGGACUUGAUGCUCCUAUCCGAGAAAAGACUCUCUGUUGACAAUCCGGCUGAAUUGAAAGAUCUUUGGAGAUUUCUAGCUAAGAGAGGAUUUCGAGAUGAGAUCUUCUGCGUUUUCGAGCCUUUACCUAUCCCGGCAUCUGGCCGCACUUCUGAGUAAGGAAAGAUUUUCAAGGGCACUUAAUUCACUCUGCUGAGUGAAAAGAGAAAUACUGGAGAUGUGUUUAUGUCUGGGAAGAAGCUUGGAUUUGAUGGUCACUAGUUCAGGUAGGAGGAUUCUGAAAUGCCAUAAUAGCGUUUAAAGCGAGGUCUAGCGUUACUUAUCAUUUGUUCACGUACUAAAGCACUUGACAAAUCAAGCUUUUCACUUUGAACUGCGUCUUCUGACUUUGU
This is a messenger RNA of Botrytis byssoidea, 803 nucleotides long. RefSeq lists its product as uncharacterized. The transcript has 2 exons. The record is from RefSeq and is a predicted model, not a curated record. Lineage: Eukaryota; Fungi; Ascomycota; Leotiomycetes; Helotiales; Sclerotiniaceae. The coding region runs from base 1 to 570 and encodes 189 amino acids.